CAUACUACAUCACGGCGGCCCGUCGGCGCUCCGCUGGCAUCAGCCCUCUCCUUUCUCCUUCUUCUCAUUUUUCUUCUUAUUCGUCAUGCAGUCUGUGCGAUCCACCUUAAAAAAGCUCCCCGCGAAAGUAGCAUGUGAAACAAAAUCUCAGCUAUGCCGGGACUGGGAUCAUUAAACGCGCAACACGCAGCCAGCUCUCCAUUUUAGUGUUUUUUGUUUUUUUUUUAGCAGCGCGGCCCCAAACUUUCAUAUUUUAAUCGUACUUGACGAGAGAACUCUGUCGGACGCUGUAACGCUGCAUGUGCGCUUUCCCGGGGGAUCAUGUGGGGCGCUGGAUGGGGAUUUGGGGGGAUCGCGUUAAACAUCUGCCUCUGCGUUAGCUUGUAGAAGCCCAACAAGUCGGAAGAGACCCCAGACCGAUACGCAAUUGCGUGCUUUUAUACAAUUAGGUAGUUUUUGGAUGUAUCAUUACUGAAGAUAAUGUGUACUGGAGCACCUGUUUAGCUCUAUAAAUAUCGAGGUCUUUCGGUUGAUAUAUGUAACGUCUUAUUACGGGUAAAGUUCACCUCCCGAAUUUCCCAUUAUACCUUAUUGUUCCUUUUGCCUAAAAACUUGCGGCAGCUCCAAAGACAACAUGCCGGUGCUGCAUCCUCUGUUUGCCGUGAUCGGUCACCUACGGACUGAGGGGCUUUCACAAGAAACGCUAAAUCACCGACAUUAGUAAGCGGCAUUGCCCCGGUGUGGCAUCGCGGCGCCAGCUUUCUUCGCCGAUCACUGUGCCGCCGUGAACUCGGAGCCCACCGCACAAAAUGGUAGCCCAUGGUGAAGCAGUCAGAUCAGGUAACGCCAAGCCAGGCUUCACAAUGGUCAGAUUAUGCGGCUGGGAAUAACGAUUAGCUGAGAGGGACUCAACAAACGGUUGUCUUUUUAAUGUGCUGGAUUGUUAAAAGCGCAAAAUAAAAAGUCCUGUUUUUAUUGGCAUAUCUAGAUUUAUCGAUAUUCAAGGCAAAUUUAUUUUUAAAAGACGGCAGCACGUGAGAGCUUCACCUUCCAGUGUGAUUAUCGCUCUGUUUACUUGUGCUACAUUUACAUUUUGUUGCUUAACCGACGCUUUUUAUCGAUUACAAUGAUUAUGCACCUAUACAUCUAGAAUUUUUGGGAAAGUAUCAGGUUCGGUGCCUUGCUGAAUGGUGCCACACCAGGACUCCUGUUGGGAUGCGACCCCACAGCCUUCAGGUUGCCUGUCCCUGUUCUUAACCAGUACUUUUGCUCGCAUGCUAAUUAUAGUGACCAGUGUGACCUCCUCUUUUUUAUUAAGCAGCUUGCCAAGCCUGUUUUUAUCCAGGAUAUAUAUAUCAAGUAGGUGGAAAUGCAGGGACUGGCUUAGGGAAGACAGGGGUGCAAACCAUAUGUUAGCACCUUGAUGUAAAACAAGAAACAGCAGUGAAAACACGGUGGUGUGCUUCUCACUUUGCCACUGUCUGCACAACCUGUUAACAGUUCAGCUGCUUCCGAACCAGCCACUCCGAGGAAAGAUCUCAUCUGUAGUGACCUUUAUCAAACAGCGACAGGAUUCUGUUUGCUGCUAAAAGCACAUGUGUCUCGGAAGACGUCUCAAAAUCCACACAAGACUAUGAGGCGCCACGGUCUCUCCUACGGAGACGGCGACUGGCAGUGAGUGGCUCAGACUUGGUCCUCGUGGGAGUAACGGUUCCAGAGUUUUGCCGGUUCCCCCCACUGGGCCCUCCUGUAGCUAUGGCCAGCAAAAGGAAGUCAACCAUUCCCUGCAUGAUCCCAGCGAAAGCUGCGAGCAUGUCUGACAGGCAGGGCCACAGCCCACCAGGCUGUUUCCGUCUGACAGCCAAGAGCAUUGGUUUUAGCCUCCCCACGGAGAAGGUCACCACAACAACAUGGGACUUGAAGGAGGAUGGCAGCUCCUCCAGCCCCGAAAGGGGUGCCCUGCGGCAUGAGGCAGACAGUUAUGGCUGCCAGCCAUGCCAGUUCGAAUCCCGAGAUCUCAACCUAUUCCUGGACCAUGUCUACAGCAGCCACCCAGACUUCCGGGCUGAGCCCAGCUUUCACUGUCUGGACUGCGGAGUCACCACCAGGAAGUUUGAGGGCUUGGCCCUGCACAACGCCCGCGCCCACCCCAGCACUGCCACCACCACACUGCAGGUGCGCAAGAGAGACUGGAGGAUGAUCGUGGAGCAGAGCCUGGUCUCUGGUGGGGGCCCCACAGAGUCUGAGAUCUCUAUCACGAAGACUCCCAUCAUGAGGAUGAUGAAGGGCAAGGGCGAGCACAAGAAGAUCGUGGUGUCACACGUUCCAGAUGAGGCAAAUGAGGCGGAAGUGCAGGAGCACUCAGCGGCAGCACAGGUGGCCCCCACCGGGAAUAACAAGGCCACCCAAAGAAGUGCCCUUACAGCCACUGUGCCGGUCGUCAAUGGGUCAUCAAUGGUGCCAGUGCUGAAAGUCCCUGUUGGUCAGGUGGUCCACAACUGGGCACAUCUGCAGAAAUCCUCACCUGCGGUUUCCUCCUCACCCUCUUCCUCCUCCUCAGAUAGUAGCUCCAAGAACCUUCCCAAAGUGAUGAUCCCACUGUGCAGCAUCCCGACUUACGAUGCUGCUAUGGACACCAGUAGCUUCCUGAAGACCUCCUUCAGCAAGUUCCCCUAUCCCACCAAGGCUGAGCUCUGUUAUCUCACAGUGGUCACCAACUACCCUGAGGAGCAGAUUAAGAUUUGGUUCACGGCGCAGCGGCUAAAGCAAGGCAUCAGCUGGUCACCGGAAGAGAUUGAGGACUCACGGAGAAAGAUGUUCAGCACCAUCAUCAAACCACCGUCCCCCCAGCUCACUUCCAGUGCCACCACUCGCCAAUCAUCCCAGGCACAGCUUCGCCCCUCUCACAACACCCAACGACAGACCCAGACAACAGUCACGGUCAUGCCGACUACGUCAGCCCCCGGCAGUGUGUCCCAUGUCUUGCAGGGCAAGAGUGGAGUGAUUGUUUCUCAGCCAGUUGUGUCGAAUGGGAUCCAGGUUGGGGGUGGUCCAGUUACCCUGGCAGUCACACCCAAACCAAAUAUAGGGUCUGGACCACAGAUGCAAGCCAAGCCAGCUGCUGCACUGGUCGCAGACAAGGGGGUGGGAGUUGUCGUCAACGUGGUUGGGAGCAGCAGCAGCAGCAGUGGGAGCUGCAUCGUUGGUAGCAGCACCCGCACCAGCAGCAUCAUCAGCAGCAUUAUGAGCACUAGCAAUAGCAGUGGCAUUAGCGCUAGUAACAUUAGCACCACCACUAAUAUUAACAGUAUCAAUGAUACCAGCAAAAUGAACUCCAGCACCAGCUCUACCAGCAGAUUGAAUAGCAGCACUGAUGGGAGAGUGAUUGACCUAUCACCACUAGUUCCUGGUAGUGGCCACAGUUCUCGCAUGCUUCCCAGCAGCUUCCUAGACCCCAGCUUCUAUAAGAGCAAGAAGUCGCAAGAGCAGCUGGGUACCCUCAAGCAGAGUUUUAUCCGAAGCCAAUUCCCAGAGCAGGAAGAGGUGGAGCGGCUAACCCGGAUCACAGGUCUGACAGUCCGCGAGGUCCGCAAGUGGUUCAGCGACCGCCGCUACCACAACCGUAACCUGAAAGGCCUACGCUCUGGCGACAUGGGUCUACUUGGAAAGGGGUCUGUCCCGGACUUUGCCGACAGCCUCACAUCUACUGAGAACCCGAAGGCCCACCGGUCCUCAGUGAGCCCACCGAUCCUGCAGCCGGAAUUGCCAUCUCCAAACCUGGAUCAUUCCACACAUCGCAAAGAGCAGGAAGUUCGACAGAUGUGUGUCCUAGAGGCUAGCGUGGCACUGGACCCCCACCCCUCUGUUGAGGACCUGGACCAGUUGCAGCCUAAGGCUAAGAAAAGUGGGCAAGCAAUUGAUGAGUGGUCAUCAGAGCUGCACAAGAAACCCGCACCUGAAAAGAAAAAAGAAGAGGCAAGCACGGACAAAGACAUGGAGAAUGACCGAGAGGACACUGUGACCAAGAAGGCAGAAACUUGCAAAGCACCGGCCCUCAUACCAGGAGCGCCAGGCCACGCAGAAAUGGAAGACUUCAUGAGUAGUGGGCCUGGUGCGAAACCUAAGGUUGACCCCAUCAAAAUAAACCUGAAGAUGCUGAAAGUGACAGAAGCCAGUGGCCAGAAGGACCUGGAAGAUGGUAUUUUGGAGUCCCAGAGUCUUAAGGUGUCUUCUCAUUUCCCAUGUGUCUCUGCCAUCACGCCCACUCGUGGCAAGAAGACCCCGCAGCAGAUGCACAUGCUCAAGCAAGUGUUUGCCCGCACCCAGUGGCCCGGCAGUGAGCAGUACGACCAUCUGGUGGCGCUGACAGGGCUCCCGAGACCAGAGGUGGUCCGCUGGUUCGGGGAUAGCCGCUAUGUAUACAAGAACGGCCAGCUAAAAUGGCUUGAAGCCUACCAGCGUGCCAUGCUGGAGGAGGAGGAGGUUUUUGCAGAGGAAGAGGAAAGCCGGAGGAGAAAUGAGGCACCGGGGGACCACUCAGACACCCAGGGGAUGACAGAGGGGGACAGAUCUCAGAGGAUCAGGGAGGAUCCCUGUCACCAAGGAGCCAGUGUGUCUACAGCUCUGCGCACUGAGCCAGUGAAGGGGGCUGAGCGGACAGGGAAUAAGGAGACCAAAAAGGUGUAUGGGACGGCGAGGGAGAUGACAGCUGUACUGUAUCCAGCUGGCUUGGCUACUAAAGAGGACAUGUCUGUUGUAGCUGAAGCCCAGCUGAAGUCCUGCAAAGGUCUUUCGGGAGGAGAGUGAAGCGGCAGCUGCGGCGGUUCCAGGCAGCACCGAAGCGGCUCCUUCGCCAGCAGUCGGGGGCCGAAUGCAUCAGUCAAAAAAAAAAAAAAGCGUGCUUUUUAAAAACAUUUUAUAAGAUCUGAGACUUUAUACCCAACCCCACCGCCUGCUGUCUUAAAAUCGAGGGAGAAAAGGAGAGGUUUAGAACAAACUGGUUUGCAAGCGUUGAAGCUUGCCAGCUGUCUAAUGGGGCCAUUUCUCGACCUCCUGGGGCCAGUCGUGUUAGUGGUACGGGGGGGAGGGGGGCACUGAGGUGGGACAGGUCAACAGCCCGUGGUGGCUGCAGACACUAAGAAACUGGAAAGGGGCAUUUAAAUCCUGACUGAUGACAAAAAUGUCAAUGUGUUUGUUGUUUUGUUUUUAUAUUUGUUUUAAGCAACUAGUACUUUUAGCACAGCCUUGAAUUUUACUCCAGUUUCGUCUGUUUUUUAUACUGUGAGCCCAGCUGUUAUUGCCUUGUCACUAAUGGGUCGACGGAUCCAUCCACGCUGUGCUUUCUGCAAACUUCAGUGCUUGAGUCCAGGAGGCCUGGGAUGAUCUGAGAAACACACACUCUGCCCGCUGAAGUCUAAUGCUGGCUUGCAUGUUUCAACCAGUGUACACUGAGCUCAGUUGAUCAAAAAUGACUGUAAAAGAAGCAGGCUAUCCAACAAGCCACAUUUAUUUACAAAAUGUAAAGGGGGCGGAGCAAAGAAUUUGGACGCCCAGCAAGACCACCAGCAAUGCAGCCGAUGACCAGCCACAAGUGUGAGUAACUGUACCGCCCUGUUCAUUGUGAUCAUGUUUACCUGUCAUCAUGCCGUAUUCUAUCAGAUCUGCAUUCCUUUUAAGCUGCAUUUUUUUUAAGGGAAUUAAGGUGCUCUCUGAUAAACAAAGGUUGCAUAAGUAUACAUUAAUGAAGCAUUAACCACUUAGCACAAGAAACCUUUGCGAUGAUUUUAUUUGCGCGAGUAUUCCUGGAUUUACGGUACUUUGGUUAUUAGAACUGUGAAAAGCAAACCUAAACCCUUUCAGCAGAAUGCAGGUUUGCUGUGUCUGACGCUGUCACCGAUUUUAUCAUUCUGAGUAUUUGCAGAAUAAAUGGAUUAUGACUAACAA
Molecule: messenger RNA, 5943 nt
Organism: Paramormyrops kingsleyae
Lineage: Eukaryota; Metazoa; Chordata; Actinopteri; Osteoglossiformes; Mormyridae
Source: RefSeq, a predicted model, not a curated record